GGGAAUUUUAGCGGGCUGAUUUUUGUUUACAUUUUGAGCAUUUUGAGUGAUGGAAGUGGAUGAUUUAGCUGGAAAAGAUAAUCUUUCGGGCUCUACAGCGAGUGGCAAGGCUGAGAAGAUCCACGAAAUCCGUAAGCGUCCACCCGGCAAGCCGUAUCAACGUAAAACUGACAUCUACGUGACGAAAAAGUCCAAUUUUACGGGAAAACUGCGUCAGUGCGAGAAACUCUUGCGACUGAAGCACACGGAGAUAUAUCUACAUAGCAUUGGCAACGCCAUUCCCCGUGCUAUCUCGCUAGCACUGCAGAUUCAGGCAAACAAUCCAGAUUUGUACGGCGUUGAAGCAAAUACAGGAACUGUGGAUCUCGUGGAUGAUCUGCAUCCACUCACCGAAGAUGCUGAUUUCGAUGUGAACCAACGCAGGAAUUCGUCUAUCCACAUUCGUGUGUACCGCAAGGCAGAAGUGUCGGAAUUGGUGUCUGCCCUGAAAUCUGUGAUCAAGGGAAGGGUAUCGUUCUAAGUCUUCCCAGAGAGAUGUUUAAGCUGUCGGAAUUAGUCAAGUGGCUGGGACUGACAGAAUUUGAGAUAUUCACAAACCUUGUAGCAGUCCUUGUCUUCACAAUCCUCCUCUCACUUCGGGUUUCCAGCUAUUUCAGUGCUGAAUAUCUCGAUUGGUUUAUCAUCUUCUCGCCACUGUUCUGCGGAGAUGCCUGCAAUGCCUACUUCUGCCUGAUUGUCUGCAUUCGGAUGUACCUCAACAACGAUCAGAUCAAGCGUCGGGCAUUCCACAGACUUCUCUGGAGCGCCAAUUACAUCGUCCUCACGGCUGUCUUCAAAUAUCUCCUCUGUCUCAAAAUUUCCGGACAAAUCGGCCUGGAAUUCAGUGAAGUCUUCUCUCCCAUCUUCAUUCUCCUCCAGCUGAUUGCCGUGCGAGCGUGCCAACUUCCCAAUUCGAGCUAAACACAAAAUAGAAAAACUACCCUGCAAAUCCGUCUUGAGAAAAUGUUCUGUAUUUCAGUUAUCGCAAAAAUUUGUAACAAGAAUCGAAGGUUUUCUCAAAUAAAAAAUAGAAGAAAUAGGAAGAAUUCA
This is a messenger RNA of Phlebotomus papatasi, 1089 nucleotides long. It is a transcript of the gene Rpp20, whose product is annotated as ribonuclease P protein subunit p20. Gene Ontology annotation, cellular component: nucleolar ribonuclease P complex; ribonuclease MRP complex; nucleus. Gene Ontology annotation, biological process: tRNA 5'-leader removal. NCBI's taxonomy places the organism in Eukaryota, Metazoa, Arthropoda, Insecta, Diptera, Psychodidae. The transcript has 2 exons. Gene Ontology annotation, molecular function: nucleic acid binding. The coding region runs from base 50 to 520 and encodes 156 amino acids. The record is from RefSeq and is a predicted model, not a curated record.